AUGGCAAAGGUACCACCCGGUCCUGAUUUUUCCCGUGUUGCAAGGGAAGUAAGGAAACGCCUUGGAAGUUUUGGCGAUGUUGCAGGACUCGCUGCUCUAGUGGGUCUUAGCGGUUUUGUUGGUGUGGGGUUGUAUAAGUCUAUCUAUUUUGUUGAUGGUGGCUGUCGUGCGGUGAAGUUCAAUGCUAUUACAGGUCUUAAGGAUGCAACAUACGGCGAAGGAGCCAAUUUUGCUAUCCCAUUUCUGGAAACUCCUGUUGUUUUUGACAUACGUAAUAAACCAACGGAAGUCAUGACGGCAACUGGAAGUCGCGAUUUGCAGACGGUCAACUUGGCAGUACGUGUUCUCUAUCAACCUAAUGUGCAAAACUUAUCUCAUGUCUAUCGUAACCUAGGCAUGGAGUAUGCGGAAACUGUGCUACCCUCACUAAUCAAUGAAAUUAUUCGCGCAGUAAUAGCACAGUUUAACGCUUCUGAUCUUCUUGUGAAACGCCCUGAAGUGAGUCACCGCAUUGCUGUCAUGCUGAGUGAACGUGCUAAGAGGUUUAACAUUGAUAUUACAGAUGUUUCUAUUACACAAAUGAGCUUUGGUAAGGAGUACACAAACGCAGUGGAGGCCAAACAGGUGGCCCAACAAAUGGCAGAGCGUGCCAAGUGGCGCGUGGAACAGGCAGAACAGGAGAAGAAGGGUGCUAUUCUCUUGGCUGAAGGUGAGGCACAAGCGGCUAAACUUAUUGGUGAUGCUGUACAAAAAAAUCCUGCUUUCAUUACACUGCGAGCUUUGGAGGCUUCUCGAACCAUUGCCAAGAUGAUUAAGGAGAACGGUGCCGGUGCCUUCUAUUUGGACAGCAACAACUUGUCGUUGAACCCCAGCGCCACUCAUGCUAAGGAUCUGUGA
Messenger RNA from Trypanosoma theileri, 897 nucleotides. RefSeq names its product putative prohibitin. Gene Ontology annotation, biological process: mitochondrion organization. NCBI's taxonomy places the organism in Eukaryota, Euglenozoa, Kinetoplastea, Trypanosomatida, Trypanosomatidae. Gene Ontology annotation, cellular component: membrane; mitochondrion. The record is from RefSeq and is a predicted model, not a curated record. The coding region runs from base 1 to 897 and encodes 298 amino acids. The transcript has a single exon.